AUGCGUCGCCACCAGCAUAGGAGGCGAAACUUCUCGCUAGUUUUGAAUUCCGAUUCAGAUUCCAAUCUGGAUUUCGGAGAAGGCGAGGAAGAAGAUGAUGCGGAGGAAGAAUCCGCAUCGGGGCGCCGCCGCCGCCGGAGGAUGAAGAUGAAGUGCCUCUCGUGCAAGGAAGACUACGACGGCGAGACGGAGGAGGAGCUAAAGCGCGAGAUCGAAGACCUAAAGUCCAAGGUCAACUUCCUCCGGCUGCUGUCCGUCGAGCCCGGGCUCGUCGGCCCUAAUUCGAUCAUCCAGCCGAAUACGCCUUGUUCCUCUUACGUCGUUCUGGUGGCAUCCGGUUCGCCGAACUUAUUCGAUUAG
Molecule: messenger RNA, 360 nt
Organism: Striga asiatica
Lineage: Eukaryota; Viridiplantae; Streptophyta; Magnoliopsida; Lamiales; Orobanchaceae
Source: the annotation of a GenBank genome assembly